Messenger RNA from Solanum stenotomum, 1095 nucleotides. RefSeq names its product WRKY transcription factor 55. Lineage: Eukaryota; Viridiplantae; Streptophyta; Magnoliopsida; Solanales; Solanaceae. Gene Ontology annotation, biological process: regulation of DNA-templated transcription. The transcript is spliced from 4 exons. The record is from RefSeq and is a predicted model, not a curated record. Gene Ontology annotation, molecular function: DNA-binding transcription factor activity; sequence-specific DNA binding. The coding region runs from base 1 to 1095 and encodes 364 amino acids.
AUGGAGGAGACAAUAGCCACAAUUCUUUACGGGUGUACAUUGAGUAAAGAGAUGGAAGCCAAUUUACCCAAUUGGGCAAACCAAAGAGAUGUUCUUUUAAGUAAAACAGAAGAGAUUAUUGCGGUAUUUAGUAAUGUAAAAGAAAGAUUAAUUAUUAACCAGCAGCAGGAGGUAGUUCAAGAAUGGUUGAGUAAUAGUGGUCAUCAACAGGCACUAGAAUUGUUUCAUGCAGCAGAUCAAAAUAUGUUAUCAGAUCAUAUAGCUACGGGGGCCGCGACGACGAUGCCAUUUACGGUGCAUGGGCUACCGCAGGAAAGUGAUCAAAUGAUGGUGGGUGAUGCUUCUCAUGAUUCCAGUAGAGUUGCUGGUGCUACUUCUUCUUCCUCCCAAAGACAACGAACAAGGUGCAGAACGGGAGAUAGAGAUAGAAGAACAUUCAGAGUGGGUGCUCCAAGAAUGGGAAAUCUUGAACUUCCACCAGAGGAUGGUUAUACUUGGAGAAAAUAUGGUCAGAAAGAGAUUCUUGGAUCUAGGUUCCCUAGGGCUUAUUAUAGAUGCACCCAUCAAAAGCUAUAUCAUUGUCCAGCCAAGAAACAAGUCCAGCGCCUUGAUAAUGAUCCUUACGUAUUUGAAGUAACAUACCGAUCUCAACACACUUGCUAUAUGUCCGCCACAGCUCCCACCGUGCCUCCUCCGUCCGUGGAAGAGAUAACUCAUCAAACCACCACAACCCUUCCAUCGGCGCCACUAAUAUUGGCGCCACCAACUUCAGCCUCCUUAAGCGGGCAUUGGCUCUCCAUGGAUAUUAAGCCACAAGGAGAUCGAGCUGGCACAAGCUACACUACUACAUUUGACAUACAAAGGGAUUUUGGGCAUGGUAGUGUUGGUUCACUAGCUAGCCUGGUGACGGCUGGCGUGGGCGGAGGAGGAGGCGUAGGGCCCUCCGGUGGUAGAUUUGGAAGAGAAGCUGAUUACCAGCCAGUGGUAGAUAUGGCGGACGCCAUGUUUAAUUCAGGGAGUAGCAGCAAUACUAGCAUGGACAAAAUAUUUUCUUCUAUUGAUGACAAAUGGGACACGGCAGAAAAGAAAGAAUAG